CUUUAUACAUAAUUUACUAUCGUUCCCGGUGAGCUCGAGAACCCGCACGAGAAUGUCGACGAGGCCUCGACGCACUGCAAACGCGGCCUGCUCUCAACCUGGGCGGCAGCAGCGGUGCAUCCAGCACUCCUUGCAGCUUCUCAAAGCUGCACAUCAGUCGCGAUCGAAGCUGCACAUCAAUCGCUGGGGGUAAAUAGGCCUUGCAUCGCUGGGACACUGCAUCCUGCAUCAUGAGGCUCGCAUCGCUCGCGGCGCUAGCCGGCGGCGCCGCGGCGCUCAUCGCGCCGCCGGUUUCGGUAAGACGCCCCACGAGCGUCCUGCGAGCAGACUGGCAGCGCUACGAGGACGCCGCGUCCGGCGACCCGUACUGGCACGACGCCGAGACCGGCGCGACGACGUGGGACGACCCCACUACUCCCGUCGUCGACCCCUACGCGGACUGGCAGGCCGCCGUCGACCCUACCAGUGGUGGCACGUACUACUACACGGCCGACGGCCGCACGUCGUGGGACUGGCCGCCGGUCGAGGCGCCGGCAGCGGCUCCGGCGGCGGCGGCGGCGCCGGCCGCAUCUGAUGCGGCGGCAGCCUUAGAAAAGGCCGCCCAGGCCAAGGCCGACAAAGCGCGGCACGACCCCGGCGACCCCUGCCGCUACAUGAGCCGCCCGAUCCGGGAGGAGGAAUCUGUACAGCAGGAGGAGAAGACGCGCCUCGCGCAAGCGGUCGAGGAAGCUAGAAACAUCGCCUCGAGCAGUCCACCGUCAGGCGUGCCGAAGGACGCCGUCGAGACGGUGGUGGACGCGCUGCCGACGUCGGGGCCGCACGCCAUCGUUGCUGAGAUCGGCGAGGGUUAUGCGUACGACGAUCUGGGCGCGGCGAUCACGCAGCGGUCCGUCCAGACGCAGCUCCAGUACUCCGCGGCGUUGAGGAACGAGCCCCAAGUGUCGUGGCUGUCGAAGUUCCUCGGGCACGACCACUUGGGACCCAAAUUAAGAGACACCGGGAGUGCGGGCCCGCCGUCCUCGUAUACGCCGGCUUUGUGCCAAUUGCGAGGCAACUGGGUCGAGUACCUCGAAACGCUAGGCAACACGCCCGAUGAUGUGGUGGAGGUCGAGCUCGCCCAGCCGCCGCAGCGCUUCAGCGAAAGGCAGAAGAAGAACCCGUUCCUGAUGGCGCAGGCCUUGAAGUCCAUGUUUUAUGAAGAACCAAUAGAUACGAGAUGGAUUCUACAUCGGUUGUUGCGGACGGCGGACGCUCUCAUAGACAACUGGUCGUUCCAUUACGGCAUACUGGAAGAGACGGACCGGGAGCGGUGUUAUAGGGAUGCGAUGCCGGUGAAAGCGCUGCCGUCGACGGAGAUGAACGCCGCCGAGGAAUUGAGGAUCGGUGGCGAGACGGUCUACAAGACGGAAAGCGAGGAGAUGCCGCUGGCGUCGUUCGACCGAAGGUUGUGUGAUAGACUGGCUACGUUGAGAGCUUUGGAGUUGCUCGAUAAGGAGUUGGAUGGACUAGCAGCAUCAUCAGAUGUCGUGCAAGCCGUUACCGAUUGUCCUUAUCUACGCUUGAACUUCGAGUACGAGGUGCGCGACGACUGCCAGGACGAACGCAUUCUCGCGAAGCGAGCGGCGCGGCAAGCUAGGUUAGAAGCGUCUUUCGUCGAAGGAGACGAGGAGGAGAAAGCACGAUCAGCCAUCCAGGGCGGGAAGCUUUUCCUGGCCAAGUUUCGCGAGACGUGGGCGCCUCGAUUAAACAUGGGAAGUCGUUUGACGGACCUCGAGAAGUAUGCCCGGAGGCGACCGGGCCUCAAAGCGCCGAGGAAACCAGGCACAGGCGCCGACGCCGACGAGGUCAUGGAGGAGCUCUGGUACUUCCGGGACGCGUACGCGUUCGGCGUCGAGGGCGGCGAACUCGUGCUGCCGGGGCGCAUGGGCAAUCGGGUGCGCGAGCUGCGGGCGGACGUGGCUGUACAAUGUAGAGCGGAGCUCGCGAACGAGGUCGAGCCGGUGAUGAAAAGGUUGGCCAAAGAGCUGCCCGAGGUCGACGAAGCCCUGGGCGCGCGGACGACGUCGCUGACGUCGGCCUUUAGGAUCGCGGACUCGUCGGUGACGCGCCAGGAGUCGGUCGAUCGAAGCUCUGUUUAAAUAUUCUUCCGU
Messenger RNA from Pelagomonas calceolata, 2150 nucleotides. The record is from the annotation of a GenBank genome assembly. Lineage: Eukaryota; Pelagophyceae; Pelagomonadales; Pelagomonadaceae.